This is a messenger RNA of Puntigrus tetrazona (Sumatra barb), 4662 nucleotides long. Its product is annotated as endoplasmic reticulum metallopeptidase 1. Gene Ontology annotation, biological process: proteolysis. The record is from RefSeq and is a predicted model, not a curated record. The transcript is spliced from 15 exons. The coding region runs from base 56 to 2893 and encodes 945 amino acids. Gene Ontology annotation, molecular function: metalloexopeptidase activity. Lineage: Eukaryota; Metazoa; Chordata; Actinopteri; Cypriniformes; Cyprinidae.
GAAGUUUGUCCCUCCGCUGCUUCCGUUCUCUCUGACAGCAGCAGCAGCAGUAAAGAUGGAGAGAGACACUACGGUCCGCAGAAUCAGACCCCAGCAGAACCAGAACCAGACCGGGCCGGACUGCGGCGACGAAGCGGCGGCGCCGAACGGCCUCCGGAGACGCAAACCCAAGCCGGAAGUGAGCUCCGGGCUGCUGCGCGAGAGUUCCGCCGCGCUGCUGCUGCUGGGCUUCGUGGUUCUGCUGUGGGUUCUGGUUCUGCUCUCACUGCAGCAGCUCAUCAUCAGCAGCCCGGGACUCUUCAACGCUCCGCGGGCCAGGAAGCACCUGGAGCGGAUCACGAGCGUCGGGCCGAGGACCGUGGGAAGUCCAGAGAACGAGAUCACGACGGUGAACUACCUGCUGGAGCAGAUCGAGCAGAUCCGGAGCGAGAGCCGGACCGGUCCUCACUCCAUCACCGUAGACGUCCAGCGGCCCACCGGCUCCUUCAGCAUCGACUUCCUCGGAGGAUUCACCAGCUAUUACGACCGAGUGACCAACAUCGCGGUCAAACUGGAGCCCAAGACCACGGCACAGCACUUCAUGCUCGCUAACUGCCACUUCGACUCGGUGGCUAACAGCCCGGGAGCCAGUGAUGAUGCCGUCAGCUGCUCCGUGAUGUUGGAGGUUUUGCAUUCUCUGGCGAAUCUCUCCGCUCCGCUCAAACACGGCGUCAUCUUCCUGUUUAACGGAGCCGAGGAGAACAUCCUGCAGGCCAGUCACGGUUUUAUUACCCAGCAUCCCUGGGCUCAGCAGGUGCGAGCGUUCAUUAACCUGGAGGCGGCAGGAGUGGGCGGGAAAGAGGUGGUGUUUCAGACAGGUCCGGAGAACCCGUGGCUGGUCCAGGCGUACGUCCGCUCCGCCGUCCAUCCGUUCGCUUCAGUCGUGGGUCAGGAGGUGUUUCAGAGCGGCGUUAUUCCCUCGGACACUGACUUCCGCAUCUACAGGGACUUCGGAAAUAUUCCUGGGAUUGAUCUGGCCUUCAUAGAGAACGGUUUCAUCUAUCACACUAAAUAUGACACUCCCGAGCGAAUCCACACCGACUCCAUCCAGAGAGCAGGUGACAACAUCCUGUCUGUGCUCAAACACCUGCUGAUGUCAGAGGAGCUGGCCGACUCUUCAGCGUAUCGCCACGGUAACAUGGUGUUCUUUGACCUGCUGGGCGUUACCGUGGUAGCGUAUCCCGCUCGCGUCGGCACCAUCAUCAACCUCAUGGCCGCCGUCGCCACGGUGAUCUACCUGGGCAGGAAGUGCAGGAUGAGCAGCGCUGCAGUUGAAUCGAUAAGAGUCCUAAUCAACAGAAUGAGCUCCAAUCCGAGCGGUACUAAUGUAACUGAUGUGUGUGUGUGUGUGUGUGUGUGUGUGUGUGUGUGUGUGUGUGUGUGUGUGUGUGUGUGUGUGUGUGUGUGUGUGUGUGUGUGUGUGUGUGUGUGUGUGUGUGUGUGUGUGUGUGCGCGCGCAGGCGGCCGGUACCUGCGUGAGCUGGCGUGUGCGGUGUGUGUGUGUGUGAUGAGCUGGUUCGUGACUCUGCUGACCGUUCUGAUCGUGGCGCUGCUGGUCACCCUCGCCGGACGCUCCAUGUUCUGGUACACACACUUCUACGCCGCUGUGUGUUUGUACGGAUCCGCCGCCGCGGGAAAGAUCCUGCUGAUCCACACACUCGCCAGGAACCUGUACUACGGGGGUGUGAGCGGCGUGGAUCUGGCCGAGCGCUUCUUUGACGUAGGUCUGUUGUUGUGGUGCGGUGUGCUGCUCUUCUUCACUCAGCGAGGCUUGUGUUCGGCGUAUGUGCCCAUGAUGAUGGUCGUCUUCCCUCUCGCCGGCAAACUGCUGCUCUCCGGUCACUUCAGAGCCCGAGGGGCGUCUCUGCAGUACUCUGUCCUGUAUCUGAUGGGUCUCUCCGUGCCGUACGUCCACAUCAUGUUCCUCAUCUGGGUGGUGUUUGAGAUCUUCACACCCAUCCUGGGCCGUAGCGGAACCGAGAUCCCGCCCGACGUGGUUCUGGCUUCACUCAUCACCCUCGCCACCGUCAUCCUGUCCUCAUACUUAAUGCACUUCAUCUAUCUGAGCCGCAGCACGAAGCGGAUCUUGGCCGGUCUGGGCUCAGUGUUCGCUCUGAUGUUUGUCCUGGUCUGCUGUGGUCAGUUCUUCCCGUACUCCGCUGACCCGUCCAGCCCCAGGCCCAAGCGCAUCUUCAUCCAGCACAGCACGCGUGUGUUUCACGCUCCGGACGGCUCGGUGCAGCGGUCAGACUCCGGUCUGUGGAUCAAUAGUCUGGACUACAGCGGGAUGCAGCACGUCACGCCUCUGGUUCCUGAGAUCAACGACAGCGUCCGCUCGCGCUGCUCCGAGCAGCUGCCCUACUGCGGCUUCCCCUGGUUCCUGCCGGUCAAGUUCCUGGUCAAGAAGAACUGGUACCUUCCCGCUCCUCCGGUCGCUCCUCGAGAUCCGCUCGAGUUCAAGCUCUUGUCCAGACACGAGAACGAGUGGGGAAGCGUUAAAAUCAGCUUCCAGGCCAAAGGUCCGACUCACAUGUCUCUGUACGUGCGUCCUGCCGCCGGAGCGUCUCUGAUUGGCUGGUCGUUCGGAGACGGGACGCCGAGCUUCGAUCUGAGCGGAGAGUACUUCAUCUUCUACUCUCACGGCCUCGGGGCCCCGGCCUGGAGCUUCUGGUUCGAGGUCCAGCGCUCCUCAGACGCGUCUCCAGACGAGGAUCUGAUCUCUCUGGCCAUCUCCUCUCAUUACUUCUCCGGUCCGGACCGCCGCUCCGAGCCCCUCGAGGCUUUACUCCAGAGAUUCCCGGCCUGGGCCUUUCCUUCAGCCUGGGUCAGCACGUACCACAUGUACAGAUACUGACACACACACACACACACACACACACACACUCUCACUCACUCACUCACUCACUCACUCUCUCACACACACACACACACACACACACUUUACUGCAGACCCAUCAACUCCACACCAGCUCCUUCAUUCACAAACCAACUGACGGUGCUUUUAUUUCAUUUUUUAUUCAUUUCAUUAUUUUAUUGUAUUUCAUUUUUUUUUUUUACUUUUUUGUUUCUUUGUAUUUUUAUUUUAUUUGUCUGGGUUUGUACUUCAACAUAAAAUCGAAAGAAAGACGUUAAAAUUAAUUUAGCAUUAUGAUUACUAAACCUUACCUAUCAGACAUUAUGACAUAUUUUCUUUAUGACAAUUGAACACGUUUCGCCCCAAAUUUUUAUUUGAAUUAUAUUUUUAUUUUAGAAUCCUCAUUGUUUUAUUGAGACAAUACAAUGGUUUAAAUAUUGUUUAAUUAACUUUUUUGUAAUUCUCAUUUUUGUUUUUAAUUUUGAUUCUUAUAAAUUAAAUACCAUAAUUUACUAUAUUCAAAAAUAAAUAUUUAAAUCAUUGUAUCAGGGAAAAAGCAUAUUAUAAAAACCAUUUUUUUAAUACUAAAAAAUACUUUUGCUUUUGUUUCUAAUAAUAUAAUUUUUUUAUAUAAUUUUUUUAAUGUUGUAUAUUUAUUUUGAUAAAGUACAAAAUUAUUUUGAUAAUAAAUAUACAAUAUUUUUUACAAUAUAAAAAAAAUAUUAAAAAAUCAAAUAAAUAAAAGAUAACAAUUUUUUUUAACAAGUAAUCAGAAUUUUGAAUCGGGUCUUUAAUUGUCAUAAAAACAAUCAAUAAUGUCUGAACAGUUCAGAUUUUUUUUGUGUGUUUAUUUGGACUGAUAUGAGCGACGGACCUGAUGAUGUCAUUUCCUGUUCAUGAUCUUGUGUCAAAUGUCCUUCUGGCAUGAAAAGGACUAAUGCAAGUGUUUUUCCUCGUUCUCUCUCUCUUAUGCAACGUUAUUGUCAGGCUGAGUUCAGAAACACGGUAUUACCGCAGUAAACGCUCCUCAAUGUGCUCAAAACCCAAGUGCUUUUUUUAUUUAUUCAUGUUUGAUUAUUUAUGUUUAAAUGGGAGAUAAAAUGGUUUAAAUGUUCUUCUUCUGGACUGAACUGGAUUUGAAGCCUUAAGCUUUAACCAUAACUAACCGUUAUUAUUAAUACAGUAAAAUUACUGUAAGUCCUAUACAAUCUUUGUCCUUUUUCUGAGAUUUUUAUCUUCAACUUUCGAGCCUGAGCACUGAGAAACGUUUCUCCGUCGCAGAUUCGAGAUGAAUGUGGAAAUCAGACGAAUGUUUAAUUAAUGCUGUUCAUGACUAACGAACCUACGGUGAUCUCGUUGUUUUGUGAUGAAAGUGGACAUGAAUUGUGAAUGACAGGCUGGUCUUGAACGGUUUAACCGGGUUCUUCACUAACUAACUAGUGUUACACCUGCAUGUCUGACUUGAGCAAACUAAAGCAAUGAGACGCAAACGCUGCACAUCGCUGUAAAAAUACAGUCGUUAAUACUGUGAUCACGUGACAAAGCUGUAAAUAUUUUUGAUAACGUUUAAUUUUUCAACUAGUCAUAUUCUGAAAUGUUUUCUCGUCACAUAAACGCUGUAGCGUUGAUCUCCACAAACCACUUGAGUCAUUGUUUAAUCCUUUAUUAAUGUGUUUUCUGUGUCAUUUCUAAUGUUCUGAUUCAUGUUUAUCUAUCAUUUGCUGAUCUGUAUUGUUCUUCUGAGAUGAAUAUAAUUUCUAACAAAUUCA